Messenger RNA from Microthlaspi erraticum, 339 nucleotides. NCBI's taxonomy places the organism in Eukaryota, Viridiplantae, Streptophyta, Magnoliopsida, Brassicales, Brassicaceae. The record is from the annotation of a GenBank genome assembly.
AUGGAAUGUGCAAGGGUAGCAAGGUGGACGAGGCAUGGGACUUAUUCACUAGUCUUCCCUCAUGGUGUGGAGCCUGAUGUUCAAACUCACAAUAUAUUGAUCAGCGGAUUUGUCAAAGAAGGGAAGUUUUUAAGGGCUGAAGAAUUAUACGAGGAGAUGCUCCGAAAAGGUAUAGUCCCUAAUACUAUCACCUAUAACUCGAUGGUAGAGGGGCUCUGCAAGCAGAACCGCCUAGAUGAGGCGAAACAUAUGAUUGAUUCGAUGGCUAGCGAGGGCUGCUCUCCAGACGUGGUGACAUUUAAUACACUUAUUAAUGGCUACUGCAAGGCUAAAAAUUAA